AUGCCUCUUGUUUUAUCCGGUGCUGCCGUGUCUCAAGUACACGAUCACUGCUUGAAUGCGGGUGUUCCCGGGGUGGUUCACUGGGAGCUUACUCGUCCAGAUGGCUUUUUUGGUUGUGGUUGGGGCCACUUGAAAGAAAUGUCCCCGCAAGAUGCCCGAAGAUCUUCCUCCUCGGCCUCUCCUGGAGAAUACGACAGUGUAUCGUCAGGCAACACUCAUUACUUCGGAGGUCCGCCGUUGUGUAAAGGAGCAAAAUGUGCCUCGGAAAAGGAAAAUCGCUGCGAUGGCUCAAAUGCCAUAGAGUUGUCGCUUUUGCACAGUGGCCUGCUUGACGACCUGCUUGAUGAAACCUCCUCUGAACAGCCCCUGCAUGCGGCCACGAUGGAUACCGUUGCUGAUGCUGUCACGCACCCCUCUGGGCUCCCCCAGAUACCCGCCGCCCCACUUACAACUCUCUGUGGACUCUUCAGCAGCGAUAGGACGUGGAUAAAUGAAUGCCCGCCCAGCGCUGCGCGGAAAACGCCCGUGCCCACGUUGAAGAACAGUGUUGGUUCUCACUUGUCACCCCCGUUGGUGGCCCCCGUGGGGGGGCUUACUGCCUCUUGCAACACCGAAGCUUCUCUUGCUGACUGGACGAGGAUGACGAUGAGGGCGCUCUCUCACCCCUUGGCGGGAACGACACAGGGUGAAGGCCCGCGUUCAUCUUUGCCAAGGCGUGCCCCUCCUUGCUGCCGGCCACGACAUUCCAUCACGCAGCUUAUGGCGCAGCUAACAAGAGACACGAACGACACUUCUGCAGCAACUUCUGACACCCAUUUGACGGCGACGGUAAAGCGACCGGAAGUAAAAGCAAUCCCGCUUGAUUGGCAUUCCGUGGAAGGAAAAGGGACCGAUCCUCUGGUGCCACAGCUGGCGAACGGCAGAGCAUUGAACCGAGGGGACGGUUCAAGUGGCACUCGUUCAACUGCAUCAUUUCGUGACAGUGGUCGGCGGCCGUGUUGCAGGCCGCCACUUGCUGUUGGCUGUUCACCUCUUUCCUCGCCCCGAGAAGGCGGGCCUGGGGAAGCGAGUGUUCUGGCAGAGAGGGACCAUGAUGGGGGCCCCACUGCCGCCGCAGCUUGGCUGAAAAGCGCUGUGAUGGAUUCACCGCGAAGGCGACACAGGAGCGAUUGCCAGUCCAGCUAUCAUCAUCAUGUAUCCCAGGGUCCCCCACAUGAAUUGAAUUUGAAUCGAGACACUUUGAGUGAUUUGCACCGCAACUCGUCUCAGGUCUGUUCUUUGAGGGAUAUGAUGAAUGAUGUACGUUUCAGCGCAAUAAAGUCGGCGCAAGAAUGGCCUCCUCGAACAGGCGAUGAUGUGUCGAGGUUGUUAAAGCGGCUUUACGCAGAGGAGCUCCUGCGACAUCUUACUGUCGUGAGCUUCUCCCGGAAAGACCCAGAAGGCGUAUUGCAGUUAUUUGAGUCGUGGAAGCGGAAACGCAUCUUCCCACCGGAUGCCCAGUUUGGAGUUUACUACUGGUAUACGAUGAAACGGAAAAACGAGAGGCUGUGUCUCAAGCACAACGGCUCUGGACCUUCGGCCGAGCCAAGACGAGGAUGUGACUAUGCAUUGAGGGGGGCUCACCGCAAGUGCCGCUACCCUCAUAAAUGUCUGUUUUGUGGGGCAGGGGAUCAUGGAUGGGUUGAAGAGGAACGCUGCAACCGGUAUUUAAGUCUACAGGGAGAGAUGAAGCGGCUAGGUGUGACAAAUGACGUUGCAUUGAUUCUCCUAGACGCACUUGAAUGUGGGGAGUAG
Messenger RNA from Trypanosoma conorhini, 1794 nucleotides. RefSeq lists its product as uncharacterized. Lineage: Eukaryota; Euglenozoa; Kinetoplastea; Trypanosomatida; Trypanosomatidae. The transcript has a single exon. The coding region runs from base 1 to 1794 and encodes 597 amino acids. The record is from RefSeq and is a predicted model, not a curated record.